Molecule: messenger RNA, 3582 nt
Organism: Rhizoctonia solani
Lineage: Eukaryota; Fungi; Basidiomycota; Agaricomycetes; Cantharellales; Ceratobasidiaceae
Product: DNA-directed RNA polymerase III subunit C6
Exons: 16
Coding region: 1-3582 (1193 amino acids)
Biological process (GO): DNA-templated transcription
Cellular component (GO): RNA polymerase III complex
Molecular function (GO): DNA binding; ribonucleoside binding; DNA-directed RNA polymerase activity
Source: RefSeq, a predicted model, not a curated record
AUGCCGCCACGCAAGGUUCCAGUGCGCAAGGCCGUUGCACCCACCGCGUCAACCUCUAAAGCUGCGGUAUCUCAUUCUGGAACUGAACCUAACCCAACCACCGCUCCUGUCAAACAUGCCGUGGCCGACGACAGCGCCGAGAUUGCCAGGCAAGAAGGAUUGGCCGAAUGGGAGGAGAUGUGCAGACCAAACUGGAAAGGACUGGGCCUUAUGGAUCCAAUUAAAAGCGUGGAAGAUAAAUGGCUUUUGCUACCCGCCUUCCUCAAGGUCAAGGGUCUCGUCAAACAACACAUCGACUCGUUCAACUACUUUGUAGAUGUAGAUCUCGCCAACAUCUUGAAAGCCAACAACAAGGUGCUCUCUGACGUGGAUCCUAAAUUUUGGCUCAAAUAUACUGGAAUCCACGUUGGAAUGCCUACUCGCAAUGAUGACUCAUUCGACAAGUCAGUAACUCCUCACGAAUGCCGCCUACGGGAUACCACUUAUGCUGCGACCAUCACCGUCGAUGUACAGUACACACGAGGGAAUGUCAUUGUCCGGCGUAAAGGGGUGCCCAUUGGAAGACUGCCAAUCAUGCUGAGGAGUAACAAAUGUGUCCUUGCGGGACAAUCGGAAGCGUCCUUGGCUCGAAUGACGGAAUGCCCGUUGGACCCAGGAGGUUACUUCAUUGUCAAGGGUACCGAGAAGGUUAUAUUGGUUCAAGAACAACUCAGCAAAAAUCGAAUUAUUGUCGAGACGGAUCCGGUGAAAGGGAUUGUUCAAGCAUCGGUUACUUCCUCCACCCAUGAGCGCAAAUCCAAGACAUAUGUUCUCAUGAAGAAGAAUCGGAUUUAUCUUAGGCACAACUCGAUAAACGAGGAUAUCCCUGUUUGUAUCGCGCUCAAGGCGAUGGGAAUCCAAGCUGAUAAAGAGAUCCUCCUUCUCUGCGCCGGCACGACUGAAGCACACAAGUCGGCGUUCGCUCCCAACCUUGAAGACUGUGCUCUAGCGGGCGUCUUUACUACUCAACAAGCUCUAGAGUAUAUUGGGUCGAGGGUCAAGGUCACCAGGCGGGGCUUCCAAGCUGGGCCGAAAAGACCGGUAUGGGAGGAAGCCAUGGAAGCACUUGCGACGAUUGUACUGGCACAUGUCGAGGUCAAGGGGAUGGACUUUAAGCACAAGGCGAUUUAUAUCGCAACGAUGACAAGAAGAGUCUUGAUGGCCAUGGCAGACGAAAAACUUGUGGACGAUCGGGACUAUGUAGGAAACAAACGACUGGAAUUGGCCGGGCAGCUCUUGUCGCUCUUGUUCGAAGAUAUAUUCAAAACAUUCAACCAGAAUCUCAAAUCUAGCAUAGACAAGGUUCUCAAAAAACCAAGUCGAACAUCCGAGUUUGAUGCGUACCAGAGUCUCCUGUAUCAGUCGGACCUCAUCACCUCCGGAUUCGUCCGUGCAAUCUCAACCGGGAACUGGAGCUUGAAACGUUUCAAGAUGGAACGUGCUGGCGUGACCCACGUCUUAUCCCGGUUAAGUUUCAUAUCAGCUUUGGGCAUGAUGACUCGUAUCAGCUCCCAAUUCGAAAAGACACGCAAACGACACCCAGAAGGAGAAGCUUGCGGCUUGGUCAAAAAUCUGGCUCUUAUGACACAUAUUACCACCGACGUUGAGGAAGAACCGAUCAAAAAAAUAGUUUAUAUGCUAGGCGUGGAAGACAUCACAUUUUCGACUGGUGCAGAGAUAUACUCCCCCCAUACUUUUGUUGUCAAUGUGAAUGGGUCCAUCGUGGGGUUAACUCGUUUCCCGGCCCGUUUUGUCGCAAACUUUAGGAAGCUCCGGAGGUCUGGACGAAUAAGCGAAUUUAUCAGCGUUUAUAUCAAUCAUCACCACCACACGGUUCAUAUCGCUUCCGACGGAGGCAGAAUCUGUCGUCCCAUGAUCAUUGUCGAAAACGAAAGGCCGAGGGUUAGGACAGAACAUAUCAAUUUGCUCAAACGUGGCGUGGUAACUUUCGACGAUUUCCUCAAGAAAGGCUUGAUCGAAUACCUCGACGUGAACGAAGAAAACGAUUCGCAUAUCGCACUCUAUGAAUCUUCCAUCGAGCCGUCUACAACGCACCUUGAGAUCGAACCAUUUACGAUACUGGGAGCGGUGGCUGGUCUGAUUCCAUAUCCACACCACAACCAAUCACCACGCAAUACGUAUCAAUGUGCCAUGGGCAAGCAAUCGAUUGGUGCUAUCGCUUACAACCAGUUGAACCGGAUCGAUACACUCCUGUAUCUCAGUGUCUAUCCUCAGCAACCAAUGGUUAAAACCAAAACCAUCGAAUUGAUCGGGUACGAUCGGUUACCCGCUGGACAAAACGCGACGGUUGCGGUGAUGAGUUACUCGGGAUACGAUAUCGAGGACGCCCUGAUACUGAAUAAGGCAAGCUUAGAUCGAGGCUAUGGACGAUGCCAGGUGUUCAGGAAGAACGCGACACUCAUCCGCAAGUAUCCUAACGGGACCUUUGACCGCUUGGCGGAUGCACCGCGGGAAGCUGACGGGUCUGUGCAGAAACGGUACGAUAUUAUUCAGGCAGAUGGAAUUGCUGGCGUUGGGGAGCGAGUCGAUCCAGGCGAUGUGUACGUCAACAAACAAUCGCCUAUCAAUGCCAAUGACAACACGUUCAACACCGGCGAAGGGGCAUCAGCCUCGAUUUCAUAUCGUAAUACCCCAAUGUCAUAUAAAUCACCGAUGGCCGGUUAUAUCGACAAGGUGAUGCUGACCGACACAGACAACGACCAGACGCUUGUCAAAGUAUUACUUAGGCAAACUAGACGACCCGAGCUGGGCGACAAGUUUUCCAGUCGUCACGGACAAAAGGGAGUGUGUGGCUUGAUUGUAAAUCAGGAAGACAUGCCAUUUAAUGAUCAAGGAAUCAACCCUGAUACAAUCAUGAAUCCACACGGUUUCCCCUCACGUAUGACAGUUGGGAAAAUGAUUGAACUUCUUGCAGGCAAAGCCGGAGUUUUAUCGGGCUCCUUGCAAUACGGGACGGCUUUUGGAGGAUCAAAGGUGGAAGAUAUGUCCCGAAUUCUUAUCGAUUAUGGGUUUAGCUAUGCCGGUAAAGAUAUGCUAACCAGCGGGAUUACCGGCGAACCCAUGGAGUGCUAUGUUUAUUUUGGGCCGAUUUAUUAUCAGAAAUUGAGUAAGUUCUGCUCCUUUACUUUUUACUAUAAAGCUCCGGGUAAUCGCAACUUUAUAGAACACAUGGUGAUGGAUAAAAUGCACGCACGAGCGAAAGGUCCGCGUGCGGUACUUACACGUCAGCCGACUGAGGGUCGCUCUCGUGAUGGAGGUCUUCGUCUGGGUGAAAUGGAGCGUGACUGUCUUAUCGGCUACGGAGCAACUCAACUAUUACUUGAACGAUUGAUGAUAUCUUCUGAUGCCUUUGAAAUCAACGCUUGUGAGACAUGUGGUCUCAUGGGUUAUAACGGAUGGUGUCCCUACUGCAAAAGCUCUAAGAAGGUUGCAAAAUUGACAAUCCCAUAUGCAGCAAAACUUUUGUUCCAGGAAUUAACUGCAAUGAACGUCCUUCCCCGGCUUGUUCUUGAAGAUGCGUAG